Guillardia theta CCMP2712 is the source of this 897-nucleotide messenger RNA. RefSeq lists its product as hypothetical. Lineage: Eukaryota; Cryptophyceae; Pyrenomonadales; Geminigeraceae. The coding region runs from base 1 to 897 and encodes 298 amino acids. The record is from RefSeq and is a predicted model, not a curated record. The transcript has 8 exons.
AUGUCGACAGUGCGAGCGCAGGCGCACGUGCAGCCCUCCAAGACCCUGCAGUGCUCCAUCGGUUUGUUGAAGUCUUCAAGGAGGUCGGGUAAUGGAGCUGCGAGCCGCCAUGCUCUAUUCAGCAAGAACGUCGGAUGUACAACACAAGCUACGUUUGAAGAAGUCUUUGAGCUGCAUGAAGCGUUUUGCACAGAAACAAAUCAGAUGGUCCCGUUGGAUGACGGCAAGUUGAAUCUGGUGGCACGAGUUUACGUCAACGACGUCACCGUGGAACCGAAGUGCGUAGGGGUGGCUGAAGUUCUUCUGACUGUUGGAACAUCUGCUGAAGGUUUAUGGUUGGAGCUGAAGGAGGAAGACACUAAGGGCCCAGAAGACCAACGUGGGGAGGGAUGCUGUAUCCAGCUCUCUGUGCUCUACGUCGCACAAGGAGAAGUGCAGGAUGGAAAGGAGGAUCCAUGGGGGAGGAUCUCAAGGCUGGAAUCUGCUCUGCGGCAGUCUAACCAGGAGAACCUACGGCUGCGGGAAGAGGGAUUUCUUGCAGAUUACGAGGAUGGCGGGGGAGCUUCACGACAAACAGGCGCGGCUGAAGGUCCUGCUGCCCCUGCUCGUGACUUUUCUGAGCGACCUCGUCAGAGUUUGGACGAGGAGCUGAAAGCGAUGAGAGCGGAAGGAGGGAGGUCGAAUGAAGUCCGGCGGGACAUGAGAAUCUCCGAGCUGGAGGCGAGCAGAGCACAGAGCUGCUCGGAGCAGCAGGGACUGACUGUCGACCUGCAGCGAGAGAACGAGAGUCUGAAGGAGCAACUGAAAUUGAAAGGGCAGUUCAAUCUCAACGGGGGAUCGCAAGUUUCACAUGUGAACUUCACGUUUCCUCAUGCUAACUUUCAGCCUCCUGCCUGA